AUGAAGGGUUCUAUGAAGGCUCGAUACGAAACAGACAAAGUGGCUGGCGUUGCGACCGUCGCCUUCAACGCCGGCGAUGUCAAGCUCCGAGCCUCCAUCACCGAUGACACCAUUGCCAACGGCCCCAGCUUAAACGGCUUAGCUUUAGCCGUUGAGAAACCCGGCUUCUUCAUCGUCGACUACAACGUCCCCAAAAAGGACUUUAGGUUUCAGUUUAAGAACACAAUUAAAGUUUCGGAGAAACCGUUGAAUUUGACUUACAGUCAUAGUAUAGGUGAUAAUCGAACGAUAUUGGAUGGAACGCUGGUGAUCGAUUCGGCUAAUAAGGUAUCAGCGAAUCAUGUGCUUGAUUCGGGGAAUUGUAAGUUGAAGUACACUUAUGUGCACGGAGGUUUGAUGACGUUUGAGCAGAGCUAUGAAUUGGCAAAGAAUUCGUGGGAUUUCGCGGUGUCGCGGAAGGUUUAUGGGGAUGAUGUGCUUAGGACUACGUAUCAGACUUCGAGUAAGGUGUUGGGGCUCGAGUGGUCGAGGAAUUCGACGAUAAAUGGAUCUUUUAAGGAUGUUUGUGUGGUACUGAGUUUCCACAUGCAAGAUCCCAAGGUGACAGCUAUGAGUGCUCAAAAUUCUUGGCUUUCAGCAUCCCUCAAUUUGGCAGAUGAUCGAGCAAUGCCAAAACUAACUGCCGAGAGUACAUGGAAUUUUGAAGUAUAA
Molecule: messenger RNA, 711 nt
Organism: Ilex paraguariensis (yerba mate)
Lineage: Eukaryota; Viridiplantae; Streptophyta; Magnoliopsida; Aquifoliales; Aquifoliaceae
Source: the annotation of a GenBank genome assembly